Messenger RNA from Drosophila biarmipes, 2558 nucleotides. RefSeq lists its product as uncharacterized. Lineage: Eukaryota; Metazoa; Arthropoda; Insecta; Diptera; Drosophilidae. The coding region runs from base 121 to 2178 and encodes 685 amino acids. The transcript has 3 exons. The record is from RefSeq and is a predicted model, not a curated record.
AAAAGUGUAGGCUCCAUUGAUCUCUGAUCGUCCCCAAGUGAGUCUUCCCAAAUUGUCAUAGUUUCUAAAAUUAGUUGUGUUCCCUUAAAUUUUGUGUAAGUUCAUCGAGUUACCAGGGACAUGGGUAAGAGUUCAGGAGCGGACUUGGAUCUGCCGGUGGCCAGUUGGCAUCGAGGGCUUUCGAUCCCUCAGAUGCAGGCGGCUGAUGACCUAGGCGCGGCCCUUGGAUAUAAUAUCGGCGGCAUUCGGGACUGUCUGCUGCGCCUCGGACUGCGUCCUUUGGUCAGGAACCGCCAGCUUCUCAGGAUUGUGCAGCUGAGUCGCGGCCAGAAACUGGCCUUCCUCUACUUCCUGUUCCAGGAGCACUACAACACCGGCGGAUCAUGCGGCGAAUACACGGUCAAUGGGCAACUCCUGCUGUCGGCCGUCGCCUAUCUGGAUCUGCCAGCCACCUUCCGAGCCCUGGACAAAGUUCUUCCCCUUAACAAAAAUCGUGCCAGCAAAUCGAAUACUCCACCGGACAUCCAAAAGAAGGCUUCUCGAAGACCUUCCUGCUCAACGUCAAAUCAAUCGACAUUUAAGACGCUCUCCCCAAAAGAUAUAGAAAAUAAGAUGCCUUUGGAUCUGCGGGCUACCUUUCGAGAACUGGGCAGGGUUCUUUCCUCACAGCUGGCACAGCAGAAUCAAACGGUCAGCCCCGGUAUAAAAGUCAAGCCCUACUUCCAGAAGCAACCACGACCCAAAUCCUUCCGUCGGCCCACCCAUUUUUCGUCGAAUUCACCGCUUUACGAGGUGCAGAUCCCCAACGAGGUGGGUGAUCCGAGGGAGGAUGAGGACCGGUGGUUCGCCAAUUUCCAGUUCCACCCGGUCCAGCGUACAGUGAAGGCGGUUAUCAACCACGAGCUGUGUCAUCUGUUCGAUCAAAUAGACGAGGCGCCCAGCGAUCCUCCACAGGAUCCAAGGGAUCUGUGCGAAUUCCACGAGGAAACUAGGUCCCAGGAGCGACGGGCGUUUCUGCUCAAGCAGCGGCUACGUUACCUGGAGAUGAUUGACUUGGAAGGCACUGAAAAGCGGCUUACUAGGGAGCGGAUUAUUAAUCACCUGGAGCGGGACGUGGACGAGUACCUUCUGAAGUUCGGUGACAAGGGCUGGAGUCCCGGAGUGCCUGCUUUUCGGAAACCUGACUGCGCCGCCUGCAACGAACUGGUGCACGUGGGCUUGGACACUCCUCCCCAGGUGCUCCUCCUGGAGGGUGAAUGGGGACGUCUGUACGACAGGAGCGGUCCCAAGCUGCGGCUUUGUGCAGGUGAAGAUGGAAAUCAAAAGUUCCAGAAGAGUAAAAAGAAGCCGGAAUAUUUCACUGCUCCCGGGGGCCACAGACCCUAUGCCUUCAACUAUGCACGGAUAUUCGAGGAGGGCAGUAAGCAGUCUUUGAAUACCAAAGAAGCCAUUGGGAAUUCCCUGGUAAAAUCAAUCGAAGCUGACGACGAUGAUGAUGACGCGGAGCGGGAAAUAAGGAUACCCAGAACAGUUAGGAGCAGUCACAUCAAUGAAGCGAUUUGCCGGUGUGUGCGUAAAAUCUUCGAGAAGAGCCUGCUGACAGCGCCGUGUGUAAUGACUCCAAAGAACUCCAAGGAGCGCCUCGUCUACGAUCGCAAGCGGAUCGAUCCCGACGACGAAAAGUUCAUGGAUCAGAUGCUGAGCGAUGCUUUCAACAUUCUGCGCCGCGACACCAGUCUUGUGCUGGCCAGCUUGCCCGAUGGCCACCAGCUGCCGCAGCUACGAGAGUGGAUCAGGAGGAGGUUUGGCAAACGAUACGGGCCGCAAACCGAGGUGGAGGCUGAUAAGCUCGCGCACAAGAUGCAGAAUCUGUCGGAGAUGGAAAGGCAACUGGCUCCGCUGAUGGCCAACAUAGAUCCCCGGAUGGUGCGACAGAAUCCCGUGCCCUUUGCCCUGUACGACGAAAUCAUGGCGGCGGCCAACAAGUUCAAGAAGUCCUUCCGGGAGCAAGUCCUCCAGAUCAUCCUCAAGCAAACCCGACUCUGCUGGCAGGCUCAGCACAAUCUGCGAGCCUACAACAGCUCCGGACUCCGCCGCACUUUCUUCACAUAUCUGCCCAGCUCCUCCGCCAGUAGAGAGCCCACCUUCAGUCUCUUUUUGGCAUCCAAAAAUGCCUAGUAGUUAGUCCGAAAGCAGGCAGGUCAUCAUGAUCCUAAGCAUGAUCUGAUGAUCUUCUUCUAAGGCCAACAUAAUCAUUUUAAUCUUAGCAGAUAGAAUGACUAUCAUUGAUCUUAGAUGGAAUCAUUUUUUGGGAUCAGAUUGAUACUGAAUUACUUCAAUUUUUACCUUUUAACCAUAAGUUUCAGUCAAAAUCUAAGAAUUUAUUUCUUGAUUAUUUUUACCCCUUUGACAAGAGAGCUUUUAACCAGUCCAAAGACUUUUUUAUCCAAUGACAGUAUUUAUUCAGAUGUGUACGGCAAGGUGUAAUUAGCAACUAUUUUGUUGCUCAUUAUGAGUAGCCGAAUAAUAAUUAAAUAAAUUAUAAUUCAUAAGAGUAA